Molecule: messenger RNA, 1273 nt
Organism: Salvelinus namaycush (lake trout)
Lineage: Eukaryota; Metazoa; Chordata; Actinopteri; Salmoniformes; Salmonidae
Product: glutathione-specific gamma-glutamylcyclotransferase 1-like
Exons: 3
Coding region: 298-873 (191 amino acids)
Biological process (GO): glutathione catabolic process
Cellular component (GO): cytoplasm
Molecular function (GO): glutathione specific gamma-glutamylcyclotransferase activity; gamma-glutamylcyclotransferase activity
Source: RefSeq, a predicted model, not a curated record
UACAGAUAGAAGUUCGAAACGCCUCGGAAAAACCACUGUCGGCAUUUAUAGCGAAUAGUUUAGCGGUCUCAUGCUUCGGAAUGCAUCUACAAAGGAGAGUGAGCUCCACCGGUAACAUCGUAUAACAGCUCCCACUGGCCACAGACCUCAAUUAAACGUCUAUUCCACUUUGGUUCAACGAGCAAACAACUUUGAUUCAACCGGUGUGUGCCCAGCGGGCUUUUUCUUGACAGAAGAAAAUAGGCAAAACAUUACAUCUUCUCUUAAAUAUUACCUAAACACGACCAACUAACUUUAAUGAAGCUUCUGGACAUUACUGCAUCAGAAAAACCCAGCCUGUGGAUAUUCGGAUAUGGCUCACUAGUCUGGAAACCAGACUUCAAAUACAAGAGAAACUAUGUCGGCUAUAUCAAAGGAUAUAGUAGACGCUUCUGGCAUGGGGACAAUUUUCAUCGAGGAGACAAAGACUUGCCAGGUAGAGUGGUGACUUUAGUGGAAGAUCAUGAUGCUUGCACCUGGGGGGUAGCCUACGAGGUCAGUGACUCCCAAAUGGAGGAGUCUCUGCAGUAUCUGAAUGUGAGAGAGGCUGUGCUGGGGGGCUACGUCACCAAGAUGGUGGAGUUCACUCCCAGAGAGAAGUGCCAAGGGUCUCUGCUUGCCCUGGUCUACAUCGCCACCUCUGACAACCCCAUAUACCUUGGGCCUGCCACUCCCACAGAGAUAGCUGCUCAGAUUGCCAUCUGCAGAGGCAACACGGGCCACAACAUAGAGUACCUCCUUCGCCUGGCUGAGUUCAUGAGGCUGUACUGUCCUGAGGUAGAGGAUGACCAUCUCUUCUCCAUAGAGGCAGCCGCCCUGGCUCUGCUCAUCUGAACGACCAGGGUCAGGGAUACUCACAUCAGACCAACGAUACGACCACUCAAUGCUACGACACGCCCAACCCUACUUGUUAAUAUGAUCAAUGUGAAGACAAUGACAAUAUGAAGAGAGUGCGCGUCACUACACCUCAUAAAAAGGGUCAACAUGUCAUGAUCACUGUUUUUGUUGUCCAUUGUCUGUGAACGCCCAUGACAUUGAAAUGUUUUAAGCUAAAUGGGCAAUGCGAUUACAAGUAAGGUGCUGUAUGUUUCUCUACAAGGUGUGUAAAGGGAAAUCUGAAAUUUGUAUAUUUCCUGCAAUCUUGUGCAAAAAUGGUGACAGAAUUCACCUUAACCUUUACCAGUAACUUGGUUAAUAAGGACUAUGUUUGUACACAAAUCUGCUUUCUAGUAUA